AUGACUUCCACGGUAGUAAACAAUCAACAUGUGAUUCAUGCGGAGUAUAAGCCACUAUCAACAUCAUCGAUCCCUGUAUAUUGGAGCAAUCGAGCAAAGUUUAUUCACAUUGAUUUGACAACUAGCAAUGAUAACUGUAGUGAAGGUAUUACUUUAGCAGGGUUACAAACUGCUCUUUCAAAAUUAUUAUCAAUUCAUAAUGUGGAACUCUACACUGAUUCAUUACGAGAUAGUUAUUUAAGAAAUGAUGAUGCUAUUGAUCCAUUGAUAUUAUCGAAUGAAAUUCUAUUUCUUAAAACACCAGGUUUUCAUCGCAUACCAGUGGCCGAACAGAUAAUUACUAUCAAUAUUCGAACUGUUUGGCAAAAGAUGACACCAUUUACAAUCACAUGUUCAAAUAGGAUCACAACCAAGGAAUUAAAACAAAUGAUUGAAAUGCAAAAUCCAUUGUUGAAGGUAGAACAUCAAAGAUUAAUUCAUGAAGCGCAUUGUGUUGAAAACAAACGCUUAUCGAAUAUUGAUUCAUAUUUAGCUGCAAAAAAGUUAGCUUCACUUGCAAGUUAUCGUUUUUUCGAUGAUGGCCUACUAUUGAGCGAGUGCGGCAUUAAUAAUAAUACAACUUUAUAUGUUGUCCGUUCUAAAUGUACCAGCAGACAGACAACAGAAACAAUUGCAAUGUUUCCAGUCGAUUUACAGAUACAUGUGGUAAAUGUCGGAUCACACUAUGAAGAUAAAAUGAUCACAACAAUCAAUUGUUCAACAGAUACAACAAUCCGGGGACUGAAAUCGAUGAUUUCAAAUCAAAUUAUUGGUGUUGAUAAUCGAAUUAUCGUUUAUGGUGUUCAAAGGUUAGAUGAAAGAAAACGACUAGCAGAUUAUAAUAUUGAAAAUAAUGAUAUUCUAUUUUGUCGAACACCAUUCGUCGGAGAAGUCUUCGUUAAAACUUUAACAGGAAAGACUAUAACAGUUAGCAUUGAUUCCGAAGAAACGGUUGAUUCAUUUAAAUCAAAAGUGGAAAGUAAAGAAGGUAUACCAGUUGAUCAACAACGAAUUAUCUUUGCCGGAAAACAAUGGGAAAAUGAACGCAUAUUGUCGGAUUAUUUCAUAUGCACUGAAUCAACAGUUCAUCUUGUGCUAAGGCUUCGUGGUGGUGAAGAUAAGUCUACGGAAGCUUCAUUUGUUGAUCUAUCAGAUGAAAGUAAAAUUAAAAAAAUUGAAUGGAGCAGCGAAGCUCCACCAUGGCGUACGGCCAAUGUUGGUCUUUGCUUGGAAGGUAAAUGCAAAAAUUCAUCUUGUAAAGCAUUCAAUUGCUCUGUUAUUAUCAAUAAAGCAAUGGGUACAUUUGAUUUUAUUAAUAGUAAGAACACCACUUGUCCACAAUGUCAUGCUCAUGUGGAUGUUCUAACAUGUGCAUUCAAUAAUUGUCAAUGGAGAUGGUCCGGAAUCAAGCGUGAACUGGAAACUGAUCAACUAGUUCAAAUUAGUAAGAGAGAUUGGACAACAGCUGAUAAUAAUUAUAAUUUAUUUGAUUUGGAAAAAGAAAUCGAUGAUGGUGGAGCUAAAUUGGUUACUUGGCAAAAACUCAUCAUUCAGACUAGGAGAACACAAUACAACGAUGACUGUAUUAUAUGUCUGGAGAAAUUUUCAGAAGAAGAACAAUCGCAAUUAACAAUAACAAAGUGUAAGCAUGUAUAUCAUAAGGAAUGUUUACAACAAUGGAUCGAGGCUGGUGGGGAUACAUGUCCAUUUUGUCGGCAAUUUUUGAUUAUAUCUUCCAAAGACGAUAAUUGUAUAACAAAAAAAAUUCAUUGA
This is a messenger RNA of Rotaria sp. Silwood2, 1812 nucleotides long. The record is from the annotation of a GenBank genome assembly. Lineage: Eukaryota; Metazoa; Rotifera; Eurotatoria; Philodinida; Philodinidae.